Molecule: messenger RNA, 1234 nt
Organism: Vidua chalybeata
Lineage: Eukaryota; Metazoa; Chordata; Aves; Passeriformes; Viduidae
Gene: SIRT6
Product: sirtuin 6
Exons: 8
Coding region: 81-1127 (348 amino acids)
Molecular function (GO): NAD+ binding
Source: RefSeq, a predicted model, not a curated record
AAGAUGGCGGCGGCGGCCUCGGGGCGUGUCCCGCGGCCCCGGCCCCGCCCGGCUCUUCCGGCCGCGCCGCGGCCGCGCCGAUGGCGGUGAAUUACGCGGCCGGGCUGUCCCCGUACUCGGACAAGGGCAAGUGCGGCCUCCCCGAGAUUUUUGACCCUCCGGAGGAGCUGGAGCGGAAGGUGCAGGAGCUGGCAGAGCUGAUCCGGAGCUCCUCCCAUGUGGUGUUCCACACGGGGGCAGGGAUCAGCACGGCCUCGGGCAUCCCUGACUUCAGGGGCCCCAAUGGUGUCUGGACUAUGGAAGAGAAAGGGCUCUCCCCAAAAUUCGACACCACCUUCGAGAAUGCCAGGCCCUCCAAGACUCACAUGGCGCUGCUGGGGCUGCAGAGAGUGGGAAUCCUGAAAUUCCUGGUCAGCCAGAACGUGGACGGCCUGCACGUGCGGUCGGGAUUCCCACGGGACAAGUUGGCCGAGCUCCACGGGAACAUGUUUGUGGAAGAGUGCGUGAAAUGCGGGAAGCAGUACGUGCGCGACGCCGUCGUGGGCAGCAUGGGGCUCAAGCCCACCGGCCGCCUCUGCAGCGUCACCAAGGCCCGGGGGCUGCGGGCCUGCAGAGGGAAGUUACGAGACACUAUUCUGGAUUGGGAAGAUUCCCUGCCCGACCGUGACCUGACGCUGGCAGAUGAAGCCUGCAGGAAAGCUGAUCUCUCCGUCACCCUGGGGACCUCUCUGCAGAUCAAACCCAGCGGGAACCUCCCGUUGAUCACCAAGAAGAGAGGAGGGAAGUUGGUCAUUGUCAACCUCCAGGCAACCAAACACGACCGCCAGGCCGACCUGCGCAUCCACGGCUACGUCGACGAGGUGAUGACCAAGCUGAUGAAGCACCUGGGGCUGGAGGUGCCCGAGUGGACAGGGCCGGUGGUGGUGGAGAGCUCCGAGCUGGCCAAGGGCGAGCAGCUGCAGGGGAGGCUGAAGGAGGAGCCCCUGGGCCAGCACAACGGCACGGGAGCGCCGUGUGCCGGGAACGCGCCGCUGGAGCGCCGUGAUGGGCUCAAGCAGGAGUGUCCCAGCCCGGACACGGGGCCAACGCCGGUGAAGAAGAUGAAGGUGGAGCCUCUCCUCACCUGACCUGGACUGUCCCUGUCUCACCUGGGCUGCUUUUCCUACCGACUUUUUUUUAUACCCUUAAAUAUUGUCCCUUUUUUUAUGUCAGUAUUAAACAUACUUGAAUUGUG